GUAGAACUGAAAAUGUUUCUUUUUUGCAUGCCCUGCAUCUGUGCUACUUGUUUUUAGCUUUCCAAUUUUUAAACCUUUGUAGAGUUCAUUGUUCCAGUGUUGGGCUACUGCAGCUUGAAGAAUAAACCUUGUGAAUAGAUUUUAUUUAUGUAAUUCAAACAAUGUGAACUAAAAUCUGUAAAUCACAGCUACUAGCAUUCACGGCUGUCUUUGCUUUCACAGCUUUAAAAACAUUUAUCAUUCACCUACUUUUAGGAGCAUUAUUACAAUGCAGAAGAUGGGAGUGGGUAUCUGGCUUGGAGACUGAAGUUUGUCCAGAGAGAAGCUUCUAAUGGACAAAAGAAGAUCCCCAGACUGUCACAAACCCAAACAGGGGGACCAACAACUGACAGGGACUGUUUGAGAGAAGAAGACUGCCUUAUGACAGAUAGCUUGUGUUCUGAGGCCAUUGCGCUGAUGAAGGAACUGUUAUGAGGAAGAUGAAACAGACUUUCAACUAUCGCCAGAAGAUGAUUCAUGACCCAGUGAAGUCAUCUAGUAUCUUUUUGGACUUCCCAAGAUUCCUGGACAUAGGAGGACUGGUUGAGCAAGAUUUUAUAUUGAUGUUUGGGGAAGUUAUCGCUGCAAAGUUCCUGGAGAAGUGGCCCACUGUCUACAAGCAGAAAGUCCUCGAACAAAGCCGUGGUCUCACACAGUCUGAUGACCUUCAGAACCUUCUUCACAAUGCUGAAGGCACAACAGAAGUGGAAAAUGGAUGGGACAGUGACAUGUCAUCCAUUUUGAUCCUUGUGCACCUCCUGCCACCAUCACCUCACGGCCGCAAGAGACCAGAAAACCUCUCAGCCAGACAAGCCAGUGAACAUCUUGUGAAGUUUGUCAAGACAGGAACCAGCAUCCAGGGGCACCUUGAUGGAAUCGCAGAAAGGCGUCAACCAUACCUGCUUGCAGUAGGGACACAGAGGAGCGUGAUUCACAAGUACUUCAUUGUGAUUGACAAACAUGCCAUACCUUGUAAAUCACCAGGCUCUCUUGCCUGUUUUGAUGAGCUUUUUAAAGCUCACUUUGUGUUCAGCACUUCAUAUGACCAUGAUCUGGUCAAUGUGUACAAUUUUCUGCAGACUGCCAUUUAUGAGAUAGAUGUUGAGACAACCAAAGUGAAUCCUAGGGUUGCAGAGUUGCGGGCUCGGAUGCUGCGUUAAAUAGUUGUUUCGCUAUGAUUGUUUCAGUAUCAAGUUGAGUUGGAAUGUUCUGUUUCAUUUGUAAGAAGUACCAGACAAAUGCUAAUUCUCUGACCAAGCACUUAAAAGUGAUCCACGGACUUUGCUCUGGUAAGACACUUCGUCUUAAAUGUGGCCAGGCAGGUUGUGCUCAAGUUUAUGGCACAUUUUCUGGGUUCAGAAAGCAUCUUAAUAAAGCACAUGAUAAACAAACUUCUAAUCCUGGUGAAGGCCCAUCUACAACUGAAGAGACAUUUGAAAGUCGAGAUUUGCCCUCUGAGUGUUGCUUCUGAUACAGUCCUGGUUCAGAAAUGUCUUGUGUCUAGUUGUG
Molecule: messenger RNA, 1548 nt
Organism: Poecilia latipinna (sailfin molly)
Lineage: Eukaryota; Metazoa; Chordata; Actinopteri; Cyprinodontiformes; Poeciliidae
Exons: 5
Coding region: 471-1199 (242 amino acids)
Source: RefSeq, a predicted model, not a curated record